AUCUGACAAAAUUCCUGUUGAGAAUGUAGCCACCGAAACACUUCCUUAUUGCAGUAGAUCUCCAUUGAACUCAGCUCAAAGUUUGGAGUCAAACAGYAGCAAAUGUCCAGUAGGMAAGGAUAAUAGUAAAAGGCSUUUGGCAGGAAAUUCACUACAUCCUAGAGAAUUGCCUGGAAAUGGUGCUGAAAGUGGAUGUCARCCAUCAMAUCCAAGUAAAACGAGCCCUAUUAUCAUACUAUCAGAUGACGAAGAUUAGAUUAUAAACAAAUAGAAAUUUUGUAGAUAUCAAGUUUUUUAAUUCUAUCAACAGUACUUAUUUCACAGGACCUUAGCUUGUGAAAGAUGACCUGUUUUCACUAAUUGUACGCRUUUGGUUGAAGUUUUUAUCAUUGACAAAGAAUGGRAUUGUUAUUGAUUGAUUGUAUAAUAAUUGUUGACCAGGCCACUCAGUUGAUUUGAAAAUAUAAAGGCAACCUGUUAACAAAAAGUAAAUGUUUUAUCUUAUAAUUAUCUAUGAGAUACCUAUAUUUCUCCAUUUCAUAAAAUUGAUAUUUUCACUAGUGAACAUAACAUGUUAUUUUCACUAGAACAUCGCAUUUGAAGUUUCUGUAUAUAGUGGAAGUAAGAAAAAAGAUAUUUUAUGGCAUAAUUUGCUUUCAUAUGUAAUUAUAUGAUAAUUGCUACGCUACGCUCACUCGUGAGAGAUCUUUUCAACACUCGAAGAAAUGAAAUCUGUAUCUCCGCGCGCCCAUGUAAUAUCCUCUAUUUCUAAAAUAAGAUAGCUAUUUAAAUGAUAUCAUAUUAAAGCAGAAUUACCAUGAUAUAKUUCCAUGAAUAUAUGCUAGCCUUUGUGCAGUUGGCUGAGAUGUUUUAACCCUUUUACUGUGUUCAUGACUUCUUCAGAGGACUCUAAUAAAACAAAAUAAGGGGGCAGUGAAAUGGUUUAAAAGUAUUUGAUUUUUUUKAUAAUACUGUGGCUGCACACAAAUCAGUUUGUUUAGUAUUUUUUCGAACGAAAAUAAAUCCCUACAUGUGUGAAAUCAAGUAAAAUCAGUCAAUGACAAUCAAAAUUCAUUCACAAAUGGUGAUCUAUUUCCCUUUGUCUUSAUUCACAGGUUUGUUAUUGUUUGAUGGGUUUCCUGUGUUAAGARAUCACGCGCACGCGCAGUGACCAACCAGUUUGGCGCGAUCCGAAAUGCAUAAUUUACGACCUGAGGCUUUGUUAACCAAAAAAGUGCAUUUCUAUUUAUAUUUCCAAUAGUUACUGGACUGCAUUAGCAUAAUGCGAGACCUAAAUCCAUAGGUCAACAGUUUUCAACGGUUUUAAUCGACUGUCAAGACAGUUUUCUACGCUUGUGGUCUCAUAGUUUGGCCACAUAUUCAAAAUGGUCGUUUAAAUUCAAGUGUUUUGCGUCCUAGUUACCGAUCACAGCUCGUUGAAUAUAGARCUACAAUAUGACUGGAAGCAGUGCUUUGGUUUCUCUGGAAGAGAUUCAAGUAAUCCGCUUAGUUUUGCAGUUUUUGAGCUCCCGUAAACUUCACAAAUCUGCAAGAAACUUAGAGAGGGAAACAGGCAUAACAAAUUGUGGCUACAAUGAUGAUGUUCUUUUUCUUCGUCAGCUUAUAYUAGACGGCGAAUGGGAUGCUAUACUUACUUAUUCACAGCCAUUGGAGAAACUUGAAGGGUUUGAUGCGAAGUCAUUUCGUUAUCUUAUAUUUAGAGAGAAAUUUAUGGAAAUCUURUACUUCAAAUCUGGUGUCGAAGGUGUAAGCUCGAGUUAUUCUAUUGAAGACAUGAUCAAGUGUUUAAAUCAUUUGGAAACGAACUGCCCCACAAAGAGUGAUUACACUAAACUAUGCUGGCUUUUAACAGUUACAGAUCUCUAUGAUCAACCAGAAUACCAGGGCUGGAAUCCUGAAACUGCUAGGAUUAAGUGUUUUGGGGAAGUGGUCGAKCUUCUGAAAAAAGUUAUGCCRCUUGAAAAAAAGAAAGGAAAUGAGAAAGUUCUACCAUCCGUUUCACAGAACAGACUUGURAAYCUUGUUGUUAAAGGGCUGUGUUUUGAGAACUGUGUGGAUUAUUGUCACCAGAGAGCCAUAAAUGGCGAAGUUGACAACGAUGGUAUUAAUGUYGAUAACAGUGUUCUUGCUGGCGCUUCACAUGAAAGUACAGGAAAUUUCCUUUCAUGGCUUCACAGUUUGCCACAAGAAAGCUUUGUUUCUCCUUUUGAACCUGUAUCAUUGAAAGUCAAUUUCAAAAAGACUUCACAGAUUAGAAAAUUCAAUUUAUCCAACAAAAGACUGCAAAAUGAGGCAGAGAACCUUUCAAAAAGUCUKUUAAUGUCAGAAAGGCCCUCAACUGCAAGUAAGGUUGAGUCAAAACCAGUAAAUCCUCCUGAAUCUCUUKCCAGUGUCAAGAAAGUUUCUAAUUCUUACAGCAACUUUCAUUACACUAAACYGAACAUUGAUUUCAAGCCAAUUGAACCUGAGACUGGAGAGGGUGUCCCCAGAAGGGACUCGCUAAAUGAAGCAGAUAUUCCACAACCUAAUAACCAAGAUAUUAGCACACAGGCAGASCAAAACAAUCACAACAGUAAUCAUGCCGAUCAAGUAAGCCACUCAAAAGAUAAUAAGCCAUCUAAGAGAGAGAUACAUGAUAGUCAAGACUCUUUGGAUCGAAUCAAGAGAAACCAGGAGAAUAGUGUCCUUAAACAGCUUGAAGAACAUGAAAAGCAAAGUGCAGAACUAAGGCGGCAGCUUAUGGAGAGCUCAAAUGKCCAGGCAGAAUUACAUGAGAUGUCACCCAGGGCAACACCWAACCAUCAACAGCAGAACAUAAGACACCCAUCUGAUGGACACAGCCUGCCAAUAGAUGAAGAUAAACUGCAAACUGUAAAUAUUACUAGCCAAGUGAAUUCUACUAAAGGAAGRACACAAMGGGAAUCACCUGUCGGUAAAGAAGUUUCACCUUGCUUCAAAGACAAUACUGAUAACAAACCAUUACAAGUCACAUCAACACCUUUAACAAAGAAAAAACUAAUCCCAGAACCACUGAAACUAGACAAUGUCACYAUCUCAAGAAUAGAGGGACCAAGUGUCAAUGAAUCAAGACAUCAAGAUAAUAAUGACAUGAACCAAUCACAUGCUAAUGAGGAAAAACCUAUCCCUGAAAGUCAAUUUCCUAAAACUCCCAAUGCUCUUCCAACUSGUCAUUGGAUUUCAUUGGCUGAUGGCAGUGGGACUUUAAACACAAGUACCCCUAAGUCAUCUAGACAUCAGAUGUCCAACACUCCAGGUCCCUUGGUAUCCCCUGUUGAUGCAGUAGAAGCUGAAUCUGCURUACAARCAACAAACAACCUUCAACCGGAUGAUGACAAAGCUAGUCCAGUAAUCCCAAGUAAUGAUACGCCUACUCCACGUAGAGGRCCCAAAAUUAAUGGAGUACGAAGGACCCUUAUGUCCAAUGGCCCACCUAUGUCUAGGAAUAAAGGACCAACUGUGCCCAAUGAAGAGACUCCAGAGACUAAGGCACCAAUCAGGGAGAAAUCCAAUAAAGGAGGGAAUACACCAAGAGAUCGAGCACCUGYCAAUCAAAAACAGAAUCCUCCGAAAAAGAAUAGUAGGGAGGAGGCAAAACCUAAGCCUUCUGUUGACAAUACAGGAGCAAUAAAUCAAGCMAAUGUCAAAUMCACCACCAAGUCURGUAUCUUAACACAACAGCAGAGAGAAAUGUCUAAGACACUAGAGAAACAACAAGGAUACAUGAAGAAUAAUCCAGAUGCAAUAAGAUUCUGUACUGUUGCCAGUCUUGAAGAUGUACAAGCWAUCCGUGCUGUAGCAUUUCAUCCUUCAGGGGAUCUUUUUGCUGUUGGUUCUAACUCAAAGACAUUAAGAGUCUGUGCUGCUACAGGUCUUAAUAACUACAAGAAACUGAACAGUAACGAAGACAUGAUUCCUCCUCAGCCUACAAUCCUAUUCAAACGUAACCGACAUCACAAAGGAUCAAUUUACUGCGCUGCAUGGAGCAACACAGGUGAUAUGCUAGCAACAGGUUCUAAUGACAAGACAAUUAAAGUCUUGCGCUUUGACCCGGAGAACUGUACUCAGGUUGGACCAGAAAUGGAACUAAACAUCCACGGUGGAACCGUAAGAGACCUGGUAUUUGCAACUAGGAGUGGUGGCACAUCUCUGUUGGUAUCAGGCGGGGCAGGAUGUGGUAAUGUCCAGAUAACAGACACUGGUACUGGUAAUAGUAUAGGACAACUCAAGGGUCACUCAGGCUAUAUCAUGAGUAUAUAUGCUGCUAAGGAUGACAUCAUUGCGACUGGUUCAAAUGAUAAUACUGUGCGUCUAUGGGACUUGAGGUCACAAAGAUGUAUUGACGCUAUAGCAACGGGUGAAAGCUGUGUGGCAUCAGUGUGCGUUAACCCGGCUGGGACUUUACUUUCAUCAGGUCACGAAGAUGGUGGCUGUAUGAUAUAUGAUAUAACAGCUGGACGGACACUUCAGUUCUUCAAACCACACACCUUAGACUGCAGAUCUGUACGCUUCUCAUCAGACGGUCACUACCUAUUGACAGCGUCGUAUGAUACUAGUAUUAUAUUACUAGAUAUGCAGUAUAACUUAGAAUGUAAUAUCCCACCAUAUUCUGUUGUGGCACAGCAUUGCGAUAAAGUUAUUCAAUGCAGAUGGCAUCCACAGCUUAUGGCUUUUCUCAGCUCUAGUGCUGAUAAGACAGCAUCGUUAUGGACGCUUGAUUGCUAAUGAAACUAUCUUUAUAGUCAUCUUAAGCUAUCCAAAAUAUAUUAUAUAACCUACAAAUUUAAUACUUAUCAUUUACUGUUUUCUUGAAUUCAGUAAUUGGCAUUUACUAAGAAUAAAAUAUUACAUAUAAUUUAUGAAAGGAAUCUUUUGCUAAUAAUGUAUGAAUUUCAUAUCACAAACAUUUUCAAUUUUUCAUAUACAUAUGGAUUUAUUUUAUGUGUUUGUUUGGAAUCUUAACACAGAGAAAUAUUGGCUUUGUGCUCCUUGCAUGUGGCUUGAUCUUUCUAGAGUGUCUUUGAUAACUUGUCAAACCUGUUUAGAUACAAGAGCUACUUCAAUUCACUUUGAGUGUUUAAGUGAUGGUAAAGUAAUAAUGUCUAUGAUUGGAUGUCUUUGAUAUCACUUACAGAACCCUGUACUAAGCAUGUUUAAUAGCCCUAUGAAAAGAACAAGACGUAGGCUUUUCAUUUAUCGAAAACUUAAGGAGAAUUUUUCAUUAAGAACCUUCCUUUUGGCCAUGCAUAUAUUUAUUCUAUUUAGCUGUUUUUCUUUGUACAGUUGAAUUUUUGAAUUAUUUAUAAUAAAGUGAAGCAGUGUCAAUGGAUUUUUAGUUUCACUUUCACUUGAGAAUAAUUCUCAUUUAUGAAACAAAGGAUUGAGCAACCAGAGGAGUUAAAGCAUCUGUUUCAAUUAAUAUUAACUUCGUAAGAAUUCUCUCUUAGUAUCUGAAUUGUGAUGAUUAUUCCAAAAUUGUAGGUAAUUAAUUUAUUUUUUUCAGAAAGUUGUUUGAUUUUUCUGUAAUUUAUAAAUGAUUUAAAAAUUUGAAACUCAUUUAUAAAAUAUAAUGACUGCUUGGUUGUAUUUAUCAGGUCUUUUCGCUUUAUCCAACAAUUAGCUCGCCUACACAGAACACCCACAUGUUUGUUUUAACAGGAAGUACUAUAAUAUGUGGUAGCUCGUGAUAUAUCUAACCAUAACAACUUCAGCUUCACUCUCUGUUAUGUAACAACGUGAUGAAUGCAGUCUAAACUUGUCUUUGUAUUGUCAGUAUAAUUAGUUUAUUUACUUUUGAACAUUAUGUACAACAUGUAACUCCAUCUUGAUCUCAUAUGUGUUACCUCGUGAUAUAUCUAACCAUAACAACUUCAGCUUCACUCUCUGUUAUGUAACAACGUGAUGAAUGCAGUCUAAACUUGUCUUUGUAUUGUGUUAAUUAGUUUAUUGUACUUUUGAACAUUAUGUACAACAUGUAACUCUUGAUCUCAUAAAUUAAAUCAAAAACAACCAACCAUA
This is a messenger RNA of Exaiptasia diaphana, 6057 nucleotides long. RefSeq names its product WD repeat-containing protein 47. The coding region runs from base 1456 to 4764 and encodes 1102 amino acids. The transcript is spliced from 7 exons. The record is from RefSeq and is a predicted model, not a curated record. Lineage: Eukaryota; Metazoa; Cnidaria; Anthozoa; Actiniaria; Aiptasiidae. Gene Ontology annotation, molecular function: protein binding.